Messenger RNA from Thalassophryne amazonica, 1984 nucleotides. RefSeq names its product cytochrome c oxidase assembly protein COX16 homolog, mitochondrial. Bases 65 to 391 code for a protein of 108 amino acids. NCBI's taxonomy places the organism in Eukaryota, Metazoa, Chordata, Actinopteri, Batrachoidiformes, Batrachoididae. The transcript is spliced from 4 exons. Gene Ontology annotation, cellular component: mitochondrial inner membrane. The record is from RefSeq and is a predicted model, not a curated record. Gene Ontology annotation, biological process: mitochondrial respiratory chain complex IV assembly.
AUACGUCAUAACUGUGACCUGGUUGUGGAACAUGUAGCGGUUUGUAGUCACCUACAGAGGAAAAAUGCAUAAAUUUUUCUUGCUAAAGUUUAAGUACCUGCAACGAAACACAACAUUGAAAUACGGAAUUCCAAUGCUUUUGCUUGUAGUUGGAGGUUCCUUUGGUCUGCGAGAGUUCACACAAAUCCGCUAUGAUGCCCAGAAGGUCACAGGAAAGCGGGAUCCUGCACUGGCGACCUUAGUGAAAGAACGGGACCAGUCGGUUGUAGUGGAUGAGGAGUAUGAGAAGAUGAAGGAGGUCAAUAUAGAUAAUUGGAAAAACAUUCGUGGCCCUCGUCCCUGGGAGAACUCCAAGGAGUACCAGGAGCAGCAGCGUGCGAGGCAGAGUUAAAAAAGAUGAGGCUGAGCGGCGUUCUGCUCGGCCUCAUCACAGCUGUUUGGCCUUUGUAAAGGUUUGUAAUAAGUUAAUGCACAGAAUCAUAAAGCAGUAAGUUUCUUCUGCAGCAGGUUGCCAUGAAAAAUGACCAUUAAGAGAGACAUGCGGGUACUGUGCACUGUAACUUUCACACAGACAGCCAGCAAAGAAAUAUCUCAACAUACGAUUUCCACGUCUCAAUAAAUGAUGUGCUGCUGAUCCAAAUGGCUGCUUUCAUUUUGUGUUUGACAGAGGCUUGUAAAUGCAGCGAAUCUUUGUUUACAACAAUAUUGCAUUGAUUUACCAGUUGAAAGUAGAAUAAAUAACACAACCGUUCAGCCUUUCCUCAGGCUUUAUAGAUUUCGACAAUAAUCUGUUUCACUGACAGUUAUUGCUUUGCAAUGCGGUGGAUUUAUUACAUUCAUAAUCUAAAUGGUAUUACCUUUGUCUUUUUUGUCAUAGAAAUAAGAUGAAGCUUUUUUGUUCAUGUCAGAUCUCCAUGUUCUGUGUGAUUGUCAGAGGCUGUGCGUGCUGUCUUACCUUGUCAUUCUGUAAAAUUGGGUGCCUGAAAUUGUUCGGGUGCUUGUAAAUGUCCUGGGAUAGAUGGUCUCUAAACCAUGUUUUGUGUAAAGUAUUUGUGACUUGUGAGGUAGAGCAUUUAUUUGCUUUUGAUAUGGCGCUCACAUAUGUAUAUGUGGUGAACCCUCUGUGACCUCACUAAUAUUGCAAAGACAUUCAGCCUCACAGCGUUUUUGGCAUCCACUUUAAAUGAACCAGUGCAGGAAAGAUGAGAGCAGUGAAGCAAAAGAUGUUUUGUUUUUCUGCAUUAACUUAGCAUUACUGCAUGUCUUUGCAAAUGAUGUUUCACUAAUUUAUCAAAUAUGGAUUUGAUGUCCUGUUAAAAACAUUGCAGAUAGUUUAUUUCAUAGCUAUUUAGUAGAGGUACAGCAUGGGUGUGGUACUCAGGCGCCCAAAUGGGUCAGUCCGCAAGCCUUGGGGUCAUAAAUGAGCCAUCAUGCUGCAUGAUGAGCCUGAGCCUUAAUUCGAAACUCCCCCACCCGGUCAAAUGCCAUUCAAUUUUUCAUUUGAAAAUGCAGAAAAACACCAUCAAAUAUUAAUCACAAAUGGGCUAAAAAAGAGGAAGUCAAAUUCAAUAUUUACUGCACCGGUGAACAAGUGGGAGAACUCGUAACGUCUGAGAAACAGGAACCAUGUUGCACAGCGGCACCACUGGAGAUUAUAGACCACCAGACCAACAGCUCAUCCAUGACCUUGAAGUGACUGUCAAGCAACAGGGCCUCAUUUAUCAGUGCUGUGUAGGAACAGAAAUGUGUGUUUAAAAAAAAUGUGUGAAGAUUUCAAAGCAAAGUGUGGGAUUCAGCAAUUUGUACUUCUACUCGUACUUAAAAAAUGUGCACAAAUUCAAGUACAUCUCUGCAUUACUUGUGUCGGCGCCACCUUGUGGAAGAAAAGUGGAACUGCUGCUGAACGACAAUAAUCCAAAUGCACAGAUAGACGCACUGGACCAAAUCAUGAACUAUGAAGAAUAAAGAUAAUUCAUGAAUAGUU